Molecule: messenger RNA, 495 nt
Organism: Knipowitschia caucasica
Lineage: Eukaryota; Metazoa; Chordata; Actinopteri; Gobiiformes; Gobiidae
Source: the annotation of a GenBank genome assembly
AUGGGUGAGGAGUCAGGCAGCUCCCCUGUUUCUCCUGUGGACAGCUUGAGCAACAGCGAGGGGGAGCUGGAUAGACAACCGAAGCGCAGUGGGAGGAAGAGGAGACCGGGUAGGAAAAACGGGGAGGACUCUGAUAGCCCUACCCCUGGGAAGCGAGGCAAGAAGUCCAGCAGCAGCAGCAGCCCCCAGUCCUUUGAGGAGCUCCAGUCUCAGAGGGUCAUGGCCAACGUGAGGGAGCGACAAAGGACCCAGUCUCUCAACGAGGCGUUCGCGUCUCUGCGCAAAAUCAUCCCCACGUUGCCAUCGGACAAGCUGAGCAAAAUACAGACACUCAAACUCGCCGCUAGGUACAUCGACUUCCUUUGCCAAGUUUUGCAAAGCGACGAGCUGGACGCCAAAAUGGCAAGUUGUAGUUAUGUGGCGCACGAGAGGCUGAGCUACGCGUUUUCCGUCUGGAGGAUGGAGGGCGCUUGGUCCAUGUCAACAUCCCACUAG